AGGCUCUGCAAAAUAUAUGCAAGCAUGAUUAAUUAAUCCCCAGGAGCUUCCACAUGCUGCAAAAUAUGUAUUUUCUUCGGGGUCUUCUUGAGCUGUGCAUUCUUUUUUAAUUUGGCGGAAAAAGGGUAGAAGGGUUUUAUUACACCAGUGGGCAAUGUGUUUCAGUUCCGGUUUGUGCUAAAUAUUUGUUGGCGCUUCAGUGAUUUACUGCAGACAACUUUCUUGCACAACUACCAUAUGCUGCUAUAGAAAGAGCAGAUACAUGGAUCUUGAGGCCCUUGAGCGUAUACUUGAUGGAAGAGAGAAGCCGACAAAUCUAUCAUUCGAGCUUUUGAAGAGUAUCACAGAAAAUUUCUCAGAUGAUCGAGAAAUUGGCCAUGGUGGAUUCGCAACGGUUUAUAAAGGAUUGCUCCCAAAUGGGAAUGUUGCUGUAAAGAGGAUAAGGAACGGCUAUACCAUCAAUGAGACCUUUUUUUAUCGAGAAGUUGACAGCCUGUUGAACACUGAACAUAAAAAUGUCGUACGGUUUCUUGGCUUUUGUGCUAGCACAGACAAGAUAGCCAUACCAACCGGAGGAUCGAAAGAACAUAUUUACGCUGAGGUACGAGAAAGAUUACUCUGUUUUGAGUAUAUCAGCAACGGAAGCCUGAAAAAAUAUAUUACUGAUGAAUUAAGGGGACUUGAAUGGAAUACACGUUAUAAAAUAAUUAAAGGCAUCUGCGAAGGUUUGCAUCAUCUGCACAAGGAAAAGCAGAUAUUUCAUAUGGAUCUGAAACCCGACAAUAUACUACUAGACAACGAUAUGGCGCCGAAAAUCACAGAUUUUGGUUUAUCAAGACUUGAUGAGAAGUCAAAAACUAUGAGUGAAGAACGUCAUGGAUCACUAGGAUAUUGUGCUCCUGAAUACCUACAUCAGGGGAAAAUGUCAUUCAAAUCAGACAUGUACAGUUUGGGUGUCAUAAUUAUGGAACUAGUGACUGGACAAAAGGCGAUCCCUAAUAAUAAUAACAAUGUACUUAGGAGAUGGAGGCACAGAUGGAAGAAAACUGGGAAUGAAACACCAUUGGUUUACCAACAAGUAGCAAAAUGCCUCCAAAUUGGGUUACUCUGCCAGGAAGUUGACCCAUCCAAACGGCCGUAUAUAUGGGAUAUGAUACAUGUUAUAAGAGAAAUUGAAGGUGCUAAUGAAAAGAUCAGCAAUGCCUAUGAACAUACAUUUGGACAGAUAAGCCCUUACUCGGAAGAUGAUAUGCUUGGAAUUGAGCCACUCCAACUACAUUUUCCUUUUGAGCUUAACAAACAGAUGUCAUGCGCACUUCAGCUAACCAAUGAGACGGGUUCUUACAUUGCCUUCAACAUAAAAAAUACAAGCCCCCUGGCAUACUGCAUACAGCCGCAGAAAGGCAUUAUGCCGCCAAGAUCCAUGUGUAGUGUUGAGAUAACAAUGCAGCUGCAGGGCAAGACACCGGGAUAUAUGCAUCGUGCCAGUGAACUUAUUGUAUGGAGCACCAAAGUGAAUGAUUGCCUUGCAGUUGAGGAUAUAACUACAAACUGGUUCAUUAAUGAGGCGGUCAAUGUGGUUGAUGACGUGAAUUUGGAUGUGGUUUUUGACGUCUGUGAGCCACAAGAAGCAAGUAAAGAAACCAGUGUGGUGAGUUGUCUAAGAACACUAACUUGCAAAGCUUUGUCUAUUCAAUUAGUGUCCAGUGCAAAUGAUCUUUGAUUGUAGGAGUGCCAAAUUGAUAGAUGUUCA
Messenger RNA from Triticum aestivum (bread wheat), 1753 nucleotides. Its product is annotated as cysteine-rich receptor-like protein kinase 2. Gene Ontology annotation, molecular function: ATP binding; protein kinase activity. The transcript has 8 exons. The record is from RefSeq and is a predicted model, not a curated record. Bases 263 to 1723 code for a protein of 486 amino acids. Gene Ontology annotation, biological process: protein phosphorylation. Lineage: Eukaryota; Viridiplantae; Streptophyta; Magnoliopsida; Poales; Poaceae.